Messenger RNA from Coccinella septempunctata (seven-spotted ladybird), 1405 nucleotides. It is a transcript of the gene twf, whose product is annotated as twinfilin. Gene Ontology annotation, biological process: actin filament depolymerization; regulation of lamellipodium assembly; barbed-end actin filament capping. The transcript is spliced from 8 exons. Gene Ontology annotation, cellular component: myofibril; cytoplasm; actin filament. Lineage: Eukaryota; Metazoa; Arthropoda; Insecta; Coleoptera; Coccinellidae. Bases 136 to 1164 code for a protein of 342 amino acids. The record is from RefSeq and is a predicted model, not a curated record. Gene Ontology annotation, molecular function: actin filament binding; actin monomer binding.
AAGUUAGUUCGGAAAAGUCUUCCUCGGAAAAACUCCAGUGGAGGGGAUUGUCAAUGUGACAGCUAAUCAGAGGUUGGGAAAUUGUUAAUGGGUGUUUUCAAGACGGUCAAAUUGGGAAAAAAUCAACCUUAAAUCAUGUCUCAUCAAACAGGAAUACAUGCAAAUGAAGAAUUAAAGAAGUACUUUGCCAAAUCUAGAAACGCCAACGUUCGGGUUAUAAAAGUUUCGAUAAAGAACGAGGAGUUAACCCUUGAUGGGCACCACUCUGUGAAAAGUAAUUGGGAGAACGAUUAUGAUAAAUUCGUUUUGCCUCUAAUUGAAGAUGAUCAACCUUGCUAUAUUUUAUAUAGGUUUGAUUCCAAAGUUGAUAAGAACUAUGAAUGGCUUUUUAUUAGUUGGUCACCAGACACUGCCCCCAUUAGGCAAAAAAUGCUUUAUGCAUCAACAAAGGCUACUUUAAAGCAAGAAUUUGGUUCGGCACAAAUUAAGGAAGAUUUACACGGUACUGUCAAGAGUGAAAUAACAUUGGAGGGGUACCACAAGCAUAAUAAAAAUGCCAUUGCUCCUGCACCACUAACUUCGAGGGAAGAAGAAUUGCAGGAAUUGAAAAAGUCUGAAGUCCACACAGACUAUAGCGUCGAUAGUAAACAGCAAACAUUGGGCGGAGUGGCAUUUCCCUUAACAAAAUCUGCGAAAAAUGCUAUCGAGGAGUUGCUAAAUGGACAGCAUAAUUAUGUGCAAUUCAAAAUUGAUAUGGAUAAUGAGGAAAUAGAUGUAAGUUCUACAGACACUGUUUCUAUUGAAAAAUUGCCGUCAAAAGUUCCUGAGGAUAGUGCUCGCUAUCAUUUAUUCAAUUUUGAUCACUCCCACGAAGGGGAACGUUUAGUAUCAACAGUAUUUAUUUAUUCUAUGCCUGGAUAUAAUUGCCCAAUCAGAGAAAGAAUGUUAUAUUCUAGUUGUAAAAAUCCACUGAUCCAAACAAUAAGCAACAUAGGUCUAGAUAUAGUUAAAAAGAUCGAAAUAGAUUCUGGUGCCGAGCUUGCAGGAAACUUCCUAUAUGAUGAAAUUCAUCCUACUAAGAGCCAUCAUCUUCCCAAGUUUGCAAAACCGAAAGGGCCACCUAACCGCGGUCCCAGAAGGAUGACUAAACCGCAACAGUCUUGAACAAAUCCCAGUCAGCCGAAAGCAAAUCGUUUAGAAAUGUGUGUUUAUGAUCAAUUUUAUGUCCCGACUCGUCUGAUUUACUUUGAAUCGAAAAUUGUGUUGCCAGUUCACUAAAUCAAUGUUCGUUAUACUUGGGUUCUCAUAUAUAUAUAAAGCUUUUUGAUUUUUAAAUAUCUGAAGAAUUAUUUUUAUACAAUAUUUUGGAAAAAAUUGCUCAAAACAAAUAAAUCAGUAUUCAUUA